AUGGGUCUUGCCGGCAAUGUCCUGUCACUGUUGACAGUGGCGAACCUGUCACUAGCAUUGUUUGCGUAUGUUGCGCUCACAUUUGGCUGGCAGAUUGUCUACUAUAGAUUCUUCCACCCACUUGCCAAGUUUCCCGGACCCUUCUGGGCUUCGGUCACUCGUCUCUGGAUCGCAAAGCACAGUCUACAGCAAACAGAGGUGCCGACUGUUUAUGCACUUGCAAAGGAAUAUGGCCCCGUCGUUCGCAUCACCCCGACAUUGCUGCUGGUCAGCGAUCACGAAAAGCUCCCCGAGAUCUACCACCGAAAUGUGGACAAGACUGGACACUAUAUCACUGGAAGCUUUGGCGAAACCGAGUCUCUGUUCAACAUGAGGUCUCACAAGACCCACGCUGUGUUCAGGAAACACGUUGCUGGCCCUUACAGUUUCUCGAACAUCAAGAAGAUGGAGCCGCUCAUUGACGCGCGUAUCACGGAAUGGACCUCAAAGCUCGAUAGCACCUUCUGCAAGACUGGUGAAGCAUUUGACUUCUCGUGGUGGGCAGUAUACAUGGCAUACGACAUUAUCAGUGAAAUCGGUUUCGGUGAGCCCUUCGGCUUCAUUGAAAAGGGUGAGGAUAUCGGUGGCCUUAUUCAAGGAUUCCACGACGGCCUUCCAGCCUUUGGUCUCCUCUCGCGUCUGCAUCCAUUCACUUCGUGGGUGAAAACGACCUUCUUGAAGAAAUACCUUGUCGCCACGCCUGCAGACGACUCUGGAAUCGGAGUCUUGAUGCGAUUCCGAGACCGCCUCAUCGACCAGCGCAUCAAGGACAUUAAAGACGAAAAGAAAAUUGAACGCACCGAUCUUCUCCAGACGUUCCUCGAGGCCGUCACCGAAGAAGGCAAGCCCCUCGAUCUGGAGUACAUUCGCGCCGAGGUCCUCCUUGUUCUCCUGGCCGGUGCCGAUACCACCGGUACAGCUUUCCAGGCUCUGAUCCAGUUCCUCAUCACCAACCCCUCGGCAUAUGAGCGCAUGAUGGAGGAAAUCGAUAACGCGACCCGAAAGGGUCUUAUUUCAGACAUGCCCCAGUACAAUGAAGUGAUCGAGCACCUGCCUUUCUAUGUUGGCUGUGUGAAGGAGACCAUGCGUCUUUGCCCGUCUGCGCCCAAUAUCUUCCCUCGCUAUGUCUCCGAACCUGGAAUCGAUCUGUACGGCAAGUUUGCGCCAGCGGGUACGGAAAUCAGUUGUAACCCGUAUCUUGUGCACCGUGAUCAGAAACUUUAUGGCGAAGAUGCGGAGGAGUUCAAACCUGAGAGGUGGUUGGAUGAGGAGAAAGCCAAGCUGUAUAACAAGUACAACUUCUCGUUCGGAUAUGGAUCGCGUGGCUGUUUGGGCAAGGAUAUUGCCAUGAUGGAAUUGUUCAAGGGACCUUUGCAGUUCUUCCGUCAGUACAAACCGGAGGCUGUGCCUGGUAAGCCCGAGGCAAAGUUCAUGAUCAUGGGUGGUAUUGGAUACUGGAGAGAUUUGUGGCUCACCAUCUCUCGCCGGGCCGAGGUUAAGGCUGAAUGA
Penicillium salamii is the source of this 1548-nucleotide messenger RNA. The record is from the annotation of a GenBank genome assembly. Lineage: Eukaryota; Fungi; Ascomycota; Eurotiomycetes; Eurotiales; Aspergillaceae.